AUGGCGACCUUCGCAGCCUCAACACCUUCACCUCCCCCUACCAUCCGAACACCACCCACUCCCAGACACGGUUGGAGCGACAAUUGGGAACCAUACUCUCCUCGAAAGUCGGCGCGCAUUUCAUCUCGACGAGCCGCAAACCGAACUCCUUCACCCCAACCCUCAUCCCAUCGCACUCCUCCCAGAACCACUCGCAAAGCGGUCGCACCUUCUAGCUCCGCAGCCAUCAUGUCGCCGACUGCGACACCUCAGAAGAAGCGCCAGCCUGCUCAGGAUUCCGUCCGUCGAGCGUCUGGAUUUUUGACUGUUGAGAGCGCAUCGCAAGCUGCCUCGUCGCUUGGCAUCGACAAGAUGGAGCGCCCUCCCACCACCACUGUCUCUCGCCGCUCCGGCAUGCUGCCUACGCCAGCCAAGACCCCCAAGAAGGCACCUACCGAGAAGCAGACUGCUCAUAUUCGUGCUGUCGCGCGCAACUUGUUCCACAGCGAUGACGAGGCCUUGGCCAGCCCCAAGAGGAAGCGAGCAUCCAAGAAAUACUCUGGAAACUCGUUGGAGAGUUUUACCGCCGAAGAAACCGAAGAGCCUAUCGAGAUUUUCACUGAUUCCCAAGAUCGUAUUCCUGAGGCCGACACAAGUUUGGAGAACCCGUUCUACGGUGAUAGUGCCACUAUCGAGCGAGAGCCCCCACGCCGCCGCAGCAAGCGCAAGGUCGCAAUCCCAGGAGAAGCGUCGCAGGCCGUAGACGAAGCCAUUCAGCGUGAAGAUGGCAUGAUUUAUGUCUUCCGAGGAAAGAAGUUCUUCCGCAAGUUCGCUGAGCCUGAGGAUGACGAAGAUGAAGAGGGCAGCUCAUCAGAGUCCCGUCUGAGGAGGCCGCUUACCCGCUCGGCUAUCAAGCCCCGUCUUCUGUUCCCAGUCACGCCCAAGGCUCCUGCCACUGGCUCGACUCUAGAGGAGGAGGAAGCCGUCACUGACAUUGAGGACCACCACUUGGAGAAGCCGGAGGACGUCCCUCAGACUCCGGUUGAUGUUCAAGAUGAGUGCCCGUCGACCCCUCAAGCCCCCAAGUUUGGCCCCGCGGCGACUCCCCCAGACACUAGACGCACCACCCGAUCUGGACUGAAGUCAGAAGAGGCGACUCCGAUCAAACGAAAAGGUCGGCAAAGUCCCUUUGACGAUUGGCCGCGUGUCAAGAAUCGCCACGAGAGUACGGCUACCAAACGCACUGGAGACUCACUCGCAGGUUCUGCUCCUAAGCGAGCUCGUACCUAA
Colletotrichum truncatum is the source of this 1269-nucleotide messenger RNA. RefSeq lists its product as uncharacterized. NCBI's taxonomy places the organism in Eukaryota, Fungi, Ascomycota, Sordariomycetes, Glomerellales, Glomerellaceae. The record is from RefSeq and is a predicted model, not a curated record.